AUGUACACAAGAUAUCUAUUAAGAAAAAAGGAAAAAUAUUAUGCCAUUGGUUUUGUUGUCUUUGUAGCUCCAGUGAAGAUAACUGAUCAAGUAAGAGGUGACCAAGUAGUACCUAAAGGGGGAGACCUCCACUUGUUCUGUAAGGUAACUGGUAGGCCAGCACCAAAUAUUACCUGGACCAGAGUCCCUACUGGUGUUAGCACUGAAAUAAAGCACUAUGGACCCACUUGGGAUUUUACAAACAUUAAUGUCACUGAUUCUGGAACAUACAGCUGCGUAGCUGAUAAUAAAGUCGAGGAUCCUGUUAGAGGCCAAGCAGUUAAAGUGAUUGUUGUUGCUCAUGUCAGUAUUUCUGCUACUCAUGAUGAGUACAUUGUCGUAGUAGGAGAAAGCGUCACCCUUAACUGUAAAGCAAAAGGAAAUCCCCUGCCUUCCUAUACUUGGACUCCAUGCGGUCAAGAUCAAGUUUGUAACAAGAACACAUUUGUUAUUCCACAAGUCAGCAAAGAUGCCAACUAUACCUGCGAAGCAGCAAAUGAGUAUUCCAAUGAUUCAAAAAGUUACAGAGUUUUUAUUGGAGGAAGUUUGAUUAAUGUGACCCUAUUUAGUGAAAGUGAAAGUUGUGCGAAUGGAGGAUAUGACUUGGCCUCGUUACUGAAGAGACUUAGUGAAAUGAUGAACAAGGUUUUCACCGGGACACCCAGCUACGAAAGUGUACAGUUGAUAGAUGUCAGGUGUGGAAGUGUUAUUGUUGACCUGGCGCUGAAGUUCAACAUCCCGACAAAGGAACAAACUGUGAUUACAAUACUCCGUAAUGCAGCGGUAGUUGGACGCCUUGAAGACUUCAGUGUCAGACGUUUUAAUGAAAAUGCAGUGGGACCAACAACACCCAGCAGUUCCCUUGACGAAUCAUCAGAGCUGCAAAACGAGACAAAAGCAGUUACCAUAUGGAUCAUUUUUGGUGCAGUAUUUGGGUCCGUUGCUGCACUAGCUGCUGCUGGAAUAUUAGUGUGGUGGGCCUGCAGGAAAAGACUACUAAACAGGAAGGGCACUGAAGGGGUGGCGAUUAGAGGAAGGUGAGAUUGUUAUAUGCGUCGUUGCUGUUCACCUACGUUCUUCCUAUAUAGCUCGAUCGUUUGAAAAUUUUAACACUCUGUGUUUCACUCAUAAAGAUGAUAGAUCGUGUAGAGCACUCACAAGCGUCAACGCGUAAGGAAAUUUUCUCUUAUUUUUGAACGUUUGAGCAGAAGGAAUAGUUUUGUGUUGUAAAAUCGAAAUCGACGGAUUCCACCACCGCAUUAACGGACAAAACAUUGACAAACAGUUUAACAGAGAAGUUGAAGAAGAUGGUAAACUUCCUUUUCUAGACUGUCUUGGUAGCCGUGACAACAACUCACUACGGACGACAGUUCACAGGAAGCCGACACACUACGACAAAUUACUAGACGAUUCAUCCUACAACCCAACAUCACACAAAGCCACAACUAUCAGUACUCUAACACGACGUGCACAACUAAUAUGCCACACGACAGACAGCUUAUCCGACGAGAACAAAUAUCCUGACCGUGUUUUUUCGAAGGACAACUACAACGACGACUUUAUCCGACAAAACACUCACCGACCUACUGCUACCGAAACAAACGACACCGCAACUCCUACGACCACAGCGACCAUACCGUGCAUAAAGGGCAUCUCUGAGAACAUCUCGCGCAUCAUGCAACCCUUCAAUAUCCGCGUCGCCUACAAACCCAUCACUACACUCCUUCAGUUACUAAACAACGUUAAAGACAAGGACGAACCGAGGAACAGGCAGGGAGCGAUUUAUAAGAACAAUUGCUCCGACUGCCAAGCCUUCAAGAUUGGAGAGACUGGGAGAAACCUCGCAACAAGACUGACUGAUCACA
Stylophora pistillata is the source of this 1904-nucleotide messenger RNA. RefSeq names its product hemicentin-2-like. NCBI's taxonomy places the organism in Eukaryota, Metazoa, Cnidaria, Anthozoa, Scleractinia, Pocilloporidae. The record is from RefSeq and is a predicted model, not a curated record.